UUACCUGUAUAGGGAAACUUACACGAGAUUAUAGGUCUACACAGUCUCGUGUUUUAAGGGAUUUAAUUACUUCAGUCGUUUACGAGGAGAGAGGGUCUUCGGUGUUCGGUGGAUUCGUUAGAAUUAUUUUUUCACGAUUGAUUAUACAGAAAUAUUUUUGUUUAAUUAUUAGACGAAGUCCCUCUGUAUAUACCCCCCAAAAUGGAGUACUUGGGCCACACCCAAACAGCCACCUACAUGACAGGUCCCAGGCUUGGAGGCAGCAACCCACAGACCUUCCUGCCCAGCAUCAGCACCAUGCAAUCCUCCUACAAAUCCUACGAUACCUACCCCGCCCCCUCUCCCCUCAGAAGGUCCCUGACCACCCUGCCCUGGAGGCCAAGCACCUACUACCAGACCGCCAGGGUCAACCCCAGCUCUGCCCUCACAAGGAGUGUUCCCGAACCAUUCUCUGCCAAGAACCAGCUCUCUGACUUGGACAAUGUUAAAGUUCCCCCCGUCUUCGCCGCCGCCAGGAACGCUUUGUACACAAGAUACACCCCCAACGAUUGGAUGACCUCCAAUCAGGGUAACUACUUGGCCUCCGAUAGGGUGAGGAGCUUGGCCGAGCGACUGAGGCUGGACACAGUCCGUCUGUGCCGUGAAACAGACGACAAAACAAAGAGGACACAGAGUGAUGUCGGAAAGAGGCUCGGGGAGAGAUUAGGAGAUAUCCAGUUCUGGAAGACGGAGGUUCAACAUGAAACCGAUAAUAUGAUUACUGAGAUUAAUGCUCUGCAGGAGGCCAAGAGGGUGCUCGAGAAGUCCCUGGCCGAAACCGAGAACCCUCUCCAUAUCUCACAGGAGUGUCUGUACCACAGAGAGAAGAGACAGGCCAUUGAUUUGGUACACGACAACCCAGAGAGAGAACUCAUUAAGGAAGUUGAUAUCAUCAAACGAUGCCAGGAGAAGAUGAGGAACACCAUUGAGAGAGCUAAUGUCCAGCUUGGUCUGAAUAGAGCUGCUCAACAUGAUUUGGAGAGAGACUCCUCAGACAAAUUCAAUGCUCAGAACUUGGAUGAGCAAUGCUUUGGAAUGCGCAACCAGUCACGUGGUAUUGCGUUCCACAACGGUGUCCAGAGAAUUGAUAGAACCGUCUCCGUGCCAGAGAGCUGGGCCAAGUUCAGCAACGACAACAUCCAGCGAUCCCAGAGCGAGAGGGCCGCCUCCAAGCAGAUGAGGAACGAGAUCGAGAGCGUGCUCAACUCGUGCGCCAACGAGAUGUGGCAGGAGUGGAACUCUGUCAACGUGGCCCUCAACCAGAGAAUCCAGGAGACCACCGACGCCAGGAACAGACUCCAGACCCACCUGUCCAAGGUUCUCCAAGAGAUCUUCGAUAUGGAGAAGAACAUCGAACUGCUCAAGAAGGCCAUUCAGGAUAAACAGGCACCCAUGCAGGUGGCUCAGACUCGUCUGGACACCAGAAUCCGUCGUCCAAAUGUUGAGCUUUGCCGCGAUCCCGUACAGCACAGAUUGGUUGAAGAGGUUGGAGAGAUCUCCGAGACUGUUGAGUCAUUACAAGCCAAGCUCCGUAUGGCAGAAAACUCCCUCCAGGAACUUCUCCGUACCAAGGCCAGCCUAGAACAGGACCUCUCCAUAAAGAACAACAGUUUGUUCAUCGAUCGGGAAAAAUGUCUGGGCAUGCGCAAGACCUUCCCAAUGUCGCCACGUGUUGUCUCCGUUUAAGAAAACUCAUAUAGACUCACCAUGAAUCAAACUGUUUAAGGGGGAAAAAAUAUAUGAGAAAAUACUGAAACUGUUGAUUUAAGUUUUUUAUAUUUUGAAAAUGAGUAUGUAUAGCCUAUUUUAUCACAGUAAUAUAAGAUUACAUAUCAGUAUUAUAAAUAAUUUUUUUUUUCAGUAAGAGGCUGUGAUACUACAUUUUCGCAAUUUCGCAUUUCGUUGACUAGUUUUUUUUUUUUUUUUUUUUUAGAGUUUACACAUUGUUACAUGUUAAGUGCAAGUCUUGCUCUAAGUCAUUGAAAGCUUUUACUUAAAAAAGUGCAUAAUGAUGUCUCUAUUUAUAUCACCCACUCAGUAUUGUAUUGUGUGCAAAAGAAAGUUGAGAAGAAAAAAAAAUUUAUCUAGCUAUUUAUAAACAUAUCUUCCGUCCAAUAUGAGACUUGUUUUUUAUGGAUUGUAUAUUAUAUUUUAUACUUAUACUGUGAUAUCAGUCGGUGUCCUUUAACUCUAGAGAAAUGUUACAUAAAAACAACUUUUAAAUGUCUUGCUUUUGUGAUAUUAUUUAACUUAAUCAAUUUUGUCGUCAAGCAUGGCGACUUAUUAGGAAAGCAGUGAGCGAAGCCGCUUACUAAGCCAUCGCACCGUGUGAAUACACUUUUUUUCUUUAUUGUUUUAAAUAUCAUAGUGCUGUCAUGCUAUUUAUAUCGCUAUAUUGCCAUCAUUCUUCUGUAAUUAUUGUUUUUUGCUCAAAUGUGAUUUCGUAUGGUUGGACACUUUGAAAUAAAGUGAAUGCAGUGUG
Molecule: messenger RNA, 2521 nt
Organism: Magallana angulata
Lineage: Eukaryota; Metazoa; Mollusca; Bivalvia; Ostreida; Ostreidae
Product: tektin-3-like
Exons: 7
Coding region: 202-1725 (507 amino acids)
Biological process (GO): cilium movement involved in cell motility; cilium assembly
Cellular component (GO): microtubule cytoskeleton; nucleus
Source: RefSeq, a predicted model, not a curated record